Messenger RNA from Penicillium antarcticum, 318 nucleotides. RefSeq lists its product as uncharacterized. The coding region runs from base 1 to 318 and encodes 105 amino acids. The transcript has a single exon. The record is from RefSeq and is a predicted model, not a curated record. Lineage: Eukaryota; Fungi; Ascomycota; Eurotiomycetes; Eurotiales; Aspergillaceae.
AUGGUGGACUCUCGAAGCGCUCGAAGUUGCUAUGAACAACUCCUCACUGGACUUGAGUAUCGCAAUGCGACAGUGGAACUGUUGGAUGCCGUGAUAUAUCCCGGAUCAUGGCAAGGGAAGCCCAAGCCUGAUCCCGAUCGGCAAACCAAACGCACAACAAAGUCCAAUCCGAUGGUACUGGUCCCUCAAUGGAUGGUUAAAGGCGUGGGACCUGUCAGCAGCGCCCGUCCAGCUCCAGCCAGACCGAAGUCCAGCCGUCACCGACGAGUGCUGACACAGAUGGAACGCCGUCUCUUCAUCUUGGAUUUAGUUGUGUGA